ACUUGCCACCUCGUUCGAGACAGUGCGCUACCUAGCAAAGGAAAACUUUCCAUGGUGACUGUUUGAGCCGCCUACAACACCAGACGCUUCUUCCGAGCAGACUUCAAAAAGAAACGUGACGUCGAUCGAAAAACGAGCAGGAUGGACUACUCAUCGAUCGACAAAACAUUCUCGACGUCGAAGGACCUCUUCCGCUCCGUAUCCUCCUUCAUCCACGCCAAUCCCGAGUUAGCCUUCGAGGAGCACAGGAGCCACGAGUAUCUGGUCAAGGAGCUCGAGCGGGAGGGUUUCGAGGUUACCGGCAGCUACCUGAACUGCGAUACCGCCUUCUUAGCAACGUAUGGGAAAGACAAAGGUGGACCGACGGUCUGUAUCAUCUGCGAGUACGAUGCGUUACCGGGUGUUGGUCACGCGUGUGGUCACAAUCUCAUCGCUGAAGCCGGAUUCGCGGCGGGUGUUGCGGUGAAGCGCUUCCUGGAGGAUAACCCCAGCGUCAAAGGAAAGGUCGUCGUGAUGGGGACCCCAGCCGAGGAACGAGGAGCGGGGAAACAAGUUCUCAUCGAGCGCGGAGCUUUCACGGACAUUGAUGUCGCCAUGAUGGUUCAUCCUGCAGCUUCAGCGAACGAAAUCGCACCGCUUUUCAUCGGAUGCGUCGAAUUGAUAGUCGAGUAUCAGGGGAAAGCGGCCCACGCGGCCGGCUAUCCAUGGGAAGGAAAGAAUGCACUCGACGCUGCCGUGACCUGCUACAACGGUCUGGCCAUGCUCCGGCAGCACGUCCGACCGGCCUGCAAGGUGCACGCGGUCAUCAAGAACGGAGGCGCUGCGGCUAAUGUUGUGCCUGAAUACGCUUCUCUAUCGAUCUACUACCGUGCCCCGACCAUCCCGGAACUCGAAGAGCUGGGGAAAAGGGUCGAAGACUGCGCACGAGCCGGAGCCCUCCUGAGCAAUACCGAGGUUAAACUGUCGACCCCUAAUCCGAAAUACUUGCCGCUCCGGACGAACGCGACUCUAGGCGAACACUAUCGUAAACAUUGCGAAGCCGAAGGAAUGAAAUUCGACGAAGAUGAGAAACUGGGGAAAUUCCUCGCCACAUCAGACAUAGGAAACGUGUCAUGGCAGGUACCGACCAUACAACCCAUAUAUCACAUCGAUGCGAAAGGACCGAACCAUUCGAUCGAGUUUACGAACGGUGCCGGGGAUGACGCAGCUCAGCCUAACACUCUGAUCGCGGCCAAAGCAAUGGCGAAAACCUGCGUAGACGUCCUCCUUGAUCCUAAAGCAUUACAGAAAGCGAGAGAAGAUUUCAAGAAAACCCAAUAGGUAUUGAUGACUCAUAUUUUUCCGCUUGGCCCUGUUGGCCUGGACCGGAAUAAAUAGAAAAUUUCAUGUCA
Molecule: messenger RNA, 1391 nt
Organism: Galendromus occidentalis (western predatory mite)
Lineage: Eukaryota; Metazoa; Arthropoda; Arachnida; Mesostigmata; Phytoseiidae
Product: peptidase M20 domain-containing protein 2
Exons: 8
Coding region: 142-1320 (392 amino acids)
Molecular function (GO): dipeptidase activity
Source: RefSeq, a predicted model, not a curated record